Messenger RNA from Gallus gallus (chicken), 1756 nucleotides. RefSeq names its product gamma-aminobutyric acid (GABA) A receptor, theta (gene GABRQ). Gene Ontology annotation, biological process: signal transduction; nervous system process; regulation of membrane potential. The coding region runs from base 218 to 1684 and encodes 488 amino acids. The record is from RefSeq and is marked validated. Lineage: Eukaryota; Metazoa; Chordata; Aves; Galliformes; Phasianidae. The transcript has 9 exons. Gene Ontology annotation, molecular function: neurotransmitter receptor activity; GABA-A receptor activity; extracellular ligand-gated monoatomic ion channel activity. Gene Ontology annotation, cellular component: GABA-A receptor complex; membrane; synapse.
GAAUUCUUUGACUGGCACUGAAGGAAGGGGGGGGGGAUAUUUUUCCCCCACGUUUUUUAGUUUUUCUCAUUAUUCUUUUUCUCUGGGAAAUCACUGACUGGGGGGGGUCGGUUUCUUUUUUCCCUCCCCCCCUUUCUUUGGAGGGGGAUUUCAGGAGAUCCAUCCUUCUUUCCCCUCCCCUCCAAAGAUUUUUUUUUCAUCCUUCGUCUUUGUGGAAAUGUGGACAUUUCAGGCAGACAGAUUGAGUGGAAUUGUCUCUGCUUUAGCAGCUCUUUGUGUCGCCUGCUGUGCGCAAAGCCCAUCCACUGGGAAUAUUUCUGUGGUGAAAGAAAUUGUGGACAAACUGCUGAAGGGCUAUGACGUCCGCCUCAGGCCUGACUUUGGAGGUAACCCUGUCACAGUGGGAAUGAGCAUCCAUAUCUCCAGCAUUGACCAGAUCUCUGAAGUCAACAUGGACUACACCAUCACCAUGUACUUCCAGCAGAGCUGGCGGGACAAACGCCUGGCAUAUAACGACCUUCCUCUCAACCUGACCCUGGACAACCGGGUGGCCGACCAGCUGUGGCUGCCAGACACCUAUUUCCUGAAUGACAAGAAGUCCUUUCUGCAUGGGGUGACGGUGAAGAAUCGCAUGAUUCGACUCCAUCCUGAUGGGACAGUCCUGUAUGGCCUGAGGAUCACCACCACGGCCGCCUGCAUGAUGGACCUGCGGAGGUACCCGCUGGACCAGCAGAACUGCACGCUGGAGAUUGAGAGCUAUGGUUACACGGUUGAUGACAUUGUCUUCUUCUGGCAAGGAAAUGAUUCUGCUGUCACAGGGAUGGAAGUGCUAGAACUGCCCCAGUUCACCAUUAUCGAGCAGAGACUGGUCAGCAGGGAAGUGGUCUUCACCACCGGUUCAUACCUGCGCUUAUCUUUGAGUUUCCGAAUUAAGAGGAACAUUGGUUACUUCAUCCUGCAGACUUACAUGCCAUCUAUCCUCAUCACCAUUCUGUCCUGGGUGUCUUUUUGGAUCAAUUACGAUGCUUCUGCUGCACGAGUGGCACUGGGGGUCACCACGGUACUCACAAUGACUACCAUCAACACUCAUCUGCGGGAAACUCUCCCUAAGAUCCCUUACGUCAAGGCUAUUGAUGUUUACCUCAUGGGCUGCUUUGUCUUUGUGUUCCUGGCACUCCUGGAAUAUGCUUUCGUCAACUACAUAUUCUUUGGACGAGGCCCCCGGCAGCAGAAGAAACAGAGUGAACGGAUCAGCAAGGCCAACAAUGAACGCCAUCGUUAUGAAGAAAAGAGGGUGAGAGAGCAGGUUGACCCUUACGGUAACAUCCUCCUCAGCACUCUGGAUAUGAACAACGAGCUGCUGGCCACGGACAUGAUGAGCAGUGUUGGCGACUCUCGAAACUCUGUCAUGUCCUUUGAAGGCUCAGGAAUUCAGUUCCGCAAGCCACUGGCCUCCCGGGAUGGAUUUGGUCACCACCCAACCCUGGACCGCCAUGUCCCACUGACCCACCAUGCCGCAGCCCGCAACCGUGCCAACUGCCGUCUCCGUCGGCGGUCAUCUAAGCUGAAGCUCAAAAUCCCAGACCUAACAGAUGUCAGCACCAUUGACAAGUGGUCAAGAAUCAUUUUUCCUAUCACCUUUGGAUUCUUCAACCUUGUUUACUGGUUGUACUAUGUAAAUUGAUGCCUGCAGCCUCCAAGAGAGAUAGGGACAGACACUCAGACAAUGACAACACAGGAGUGUUGUGGUCUUUUG